This is a messenger RNA of Zasmidium cellare ATCC 36951, 846 nucleotides long. RefSeq lists its product as uncharacterized. Gene Ontology annotation, biological process: 'de novo' IMP biosynthetic process. Bases 1 to 846 code for a protein of 281 amino acids. Gene Ontology annotation, molecular function: formyltetrahydrofolate deformylase activity. The transcript has a single exon. NCBI's taxonomy places the organism in Eukaryota, Fungi, Ascomycota, Dothideomycetes, Mycosphaerellales, Mycosphaerellaceae. The record is from RefSeq and is a predicted model, not a curated record.
AUGACCAAAGACCACAUCCUCACGCUGUCGUGCCCGGACAAGCCAGGAAUCAUUCACACCGUCACGGGUGUGCUCGCAAAGCACAAUCUGAACAUUCUCGAUCUGCAGCAAUUCUCCGACCCAGAGCUCCAGAAAUUCUUCAUGCGAGUGCACUUUGGCCAUGCCGAUUCCACGGAACACUUGGCGCAGCCUUUUAGCGAACUGGCAUCCGAUCUUAAGAUGGACUACGACAUCGUGCCCAAAGCGCACAAACCCAGAGUCAUGAUCAUGGUUUCGAAGAUGGGCCACUGUCUCAACGAUCUCCUGUUCCGCCAGAAGACUUCUCAGUUGAACAUCGAGAUCCCGCUUAUCGUAUCGAACCAUGCGGAGUUCGAGUCUUUGGCCAAGAGCUAUGAAAUCGAUUUCCAUCAUCUACCAGUCACCAAAGACACCAAAGCCGACCAAGAAGGUCGCAUCUUGGAUCUUGUGAAGCAGAACAACAUCGAUCUGAUUGUCUUGGCACGGUACAUGCAAGUCCUGUCGCCGAAGCUUUGCGAAGCUAUGAGUGGCAAGAUUAUCAACAUCCACCACUCUUUCUUACCUUCUUUCAAGGGCGCCAAACCUUACCACCAAGCAUACGAUCGUGGCGUGAAGAUCAUCGGCGCGACCGCACACUUUGUGACUGCGGAUCUGGAUGAGGGACCGAUUAUCGAACAGAGGAUUGCACGGGUCGACCACAGCAUGAGCCCGAAGGAACUGGUGGACGAGGGAAGCAAUGUCGAGAGUCAGACUCUGGCAGCGGCUGUGAAGUGGUGGAGCGAGAAGCGAGUCUUCUUGAACGGCAGCAAGACCGUGGUGUUCAACUAG